Polychytrium aggregatum is the source of this 745-nucleotide messenger RNA. RefSeq lists its product as uncharacterized. Bases 1 to 726 code for a protein of 241 amino acids. NCBI's taxonomy places the organism in Eukaryota, Fungi, Chytridiomycota, Chytridiomycetes, Polychytriales. The record is from RefSeq and is a predicted model, not a curated record. The transcript has a single exon.
AUGGUCGACCCUCCCGAGAUUUCCGGCAAGCGUCUCUGUCUCCCUCAAGACCACCAAGUCUCGCCUCUGGUCCAAGCCUCCAUUGUGGUGUCCAACGAAUUCUUCCUCCGGCGUCUGGAUGUCUCUACCCUGCUCCGACUCAAGCAAACCUGCAAGACUAUCGACUCAUUCAUUCGAGGCUCCAAGUUGGUCCAAUUCCGCCUUUGGCUCGACAUGAAUGGGAUGGAUAUCUACCAUGGCCACGGAGACUACCUCACCAAUCGAUAUGGUGAGUUUGACGUACAGAAAGCGAUUCUGGACCAAGACGCCAAGCGCCUCUUCCGGAGCUACCCUUCCCCGUCCCCGAGCUUCUACGACGACCGCUGGCUCUUGAAGAUUAUGGACGCACCCGAGGACACCACGAUGUACACCGAGGCCGAGCGAGCAACUGCCUCUGCCGUCUUUGCUCGGCUGGUGAUAAACCGCUGCGUCGGAUCGGAGGGUAAAUAUCAAAUUACCCGCAACAAAUUGAAGACUUAUUACGAUGCCGUCGAAAAUGCCGCCAUACUCGGGGACACUGUCGCAGUGUACAUGCUGGGCAUCGGAUAUCCGAGUCGAUACGGCCUCUCGGUCAUAUACUCGGACAACGUUGUCGAGGAGACGGCGAUUCCCAGACUCGAGGAGGCGAGUGUCGCCUGGUAUCCGUUUGCCACCGCCAUUCUCGCUACGAUCUACCGAGGCAAGUAGCUCUACCAUCGAGGCAAAC